This is a messenger RNA of Neltuma alba, 1870 nucleotides long. RefSeq lists its product as uncharacterized. The coding region runs from base 272 to 1522 and encodes 416 amino acids. The record is from RefSeq and is a predicted model, not a curated record. NCBI's taxonomy places the organism in Eukaryota, Viridiplantae, Streptophyta, Magnoliopsida, Fabales, Fabaceae. The transcript is spliced from 5 exons.
UGGGCGAGGCUCUUUCCCGAUUCUAGAAACCCACCCUAAAAUAUUGACAUUUCCGGCAUAAAAUUCAACGGCAUUCAAAAGUUCCUUACUUUGUCCGGUCCAAUUCAUAUUUUAGCGUUAUUAGUCAAAGAGGAGACUCCUCAAAACUUACCGGCAUGGUCAGAAAGCGGAGGCACGCACAACUACGUUUACUUCUCGCACAUUGCUAAAUUCCCUGGCAAAUCUGAGCAAAUCGUUUUGUUUUGGAGUCUCUUGGGAGCGGUAGAAAGAGAUGGCUCAGAACGGAAAAGUUGUCCCAAAUUGUGCAUAUGGAUCAAAUCCUUACCAUGAAUGUUCGGAGGCUUGCUUGAAAAAGAUCAAGGAAGGCAAACCACAGAAAAACCAAAAGAGAUCAGGUUAUCCCAAAAGUGUAGCCAACGGUGAGCUUGGCAAGAAGACUAAUGAAGACAGACGAAGGCACUCGUCUUGCCCUAAAGCAUCUAAUCCUUAUCAUGAAUGUAAUGACAAUUGCUACAGGGGAAUUUCAACAACUGAGACAGGUGCCAAUAAGAUGGUCAGGAGAAAGAAGCCAGAACCACCUGUUAUUGACAGUGUUCCUGCCUCAAAAAUUGGAGCAAUCUAUUUCUCUGAUGUGUCAUCACCAAUAGCACAUUAUUCUGAAAAGAAUGGGGCUGAGAUAACGGGUGAUAAGAACACAUCUCCGAAGCCAGUUUCAAGAGAAAUUCAUGACCAAGAAAUCAUGGUACCUGCCUACCACAAAGACCUACCAAAGGAUCCUGCUAAGCAGCUUGGCAGCCCAAAACACACAAAUCAAGAAGAGGAAAAAAAUGGUUCUCCUAAAGUUUUUCCAAUCACCUAUGCUGAUGACAGAGGAGGUCUCACUGUUUCAAACGGCGGAUCCAUGGAUUUUAGCAAUGAAGACAGUGACGAGGAUGAGAUUGCAUCUGUGGCUUCAGAAUCCCGUGUUUCAGUUGGAAGGUAUCAUGUGAAAGAAAGUUAUGCUCCAAUCCUGCAAUCAAUCUUUGACAAGUAUGGGGAUAUAGGACAAAGCUGUCAUUUGGAAUCAGUUGCCAUGCGCUCUUAUUACAUGGAGUGUGUAUGCUAUGUGGUUCAAGAGCUACAGUCCUCCUCAGUAAUGGAGUUAACGAAGUCCAAAGUGAAGGAAUUAAUGGCAAUUCUUAAGGAUGUUGAGUCUGCUCAACUCCGAGUAGCCUGGCUGCAUAGUAUACUUGAAGAAGUUGCUGAAAACAUGGAAAUCAUCAAUCAGCACCAGGAGGUGGAGAUGGCGAAGGCUAACUGUGAUCGUGAAGUUGAAUCACUGAGGAAAGAGCUGGAAUCAGAUUUGAAAGUCUUGGCUCAGAGAGAACAAGAGGUUACUACUAUCAGAACACGAAUUGCUGACGCCAGAGAUCGCUUGAAGGAGCUUGAGAUCCAGUCUUCUGAACUGGACAGGAGCAUGCUGUCAAUCAAGUCUGAGGUCGGUAAAUUGGAUAGUAAAUCCUUGUUAGAUGGGUUAUUGUAGUACUAAUUCGGAGCAAUUUCGUAUUUGAAAUGUCCAAAAGAUCAACUAGUAUAUAACCAAUGAAUAAAUUCGUUAAGUUGCAUAUAUAUAAGCAGGGUAAGAACACAUAGAAUAGGCACGCAUCCUUACCAUUGUUCUUAUGUGCCUUGUGUUAUCACAUGACAUUGUAAUGUUGGGUACACAUGAUUGACCGUCUGGGGCUUCUGUAGUCUUGUAAAUCAUUUACAUUUUGUGUUUUUGAAAUUUGUGGUAAAACCUUAUUUGCUGUACUUCAAGCAUGGUUAAACAGGUAUAAAGGUACUACAAUGUAUUAAUCUCAUAUCCUCUGUAUUCAAGUUUUAUGGCAAA